UCGACCGUCGGCAGACUGUCAGCGAUCGAGCGAUUUAUUCUGAAGGGGUGUUAAUUUGUGUAAUUGAACACAAUAUUGACAUAACUUAAAAAUUUUACUGAAAAAAUAUUGUGAGUUAAUGAACUUUAAAGAUAGUAUAGUUUGAAGUGUUGGUUUUGGAGAAUGGAUCCGUUUGUUAUAACUCCACCAGAGCGAGCAAGGUUCGAAUCCCAGUUCCAGGCUCUAAAGCCCAUCAAUGGCAUCGUCACUGGAGACCAGGCCAAAGGGUUCUUGCUACAGUCUCAAUUACCAAUGCCUAUCUUGGGCGCUAUCUGGGGACUGGCAGACACAGAUGCCGAUGGAAAAAUGAACAUCAACGAGUUCAGCAUUGCCUGUAAACUUAUAAAUUUAAAGUUGAGAGGCUUUGAAAUUCCUAAAGUUCUGCCUCCAUCCCUAAUGCAAUUAGCUCAGCACCCUGGAUCGACUCCAGCAGCACCUCCUGCCAUGGUAAAGCCUCCUGUACCUCCAGCUCCAACAGUAGGGGUCCCUCGCCCCAUCAUCUCCCCCCCAUCAGGAGGCAGCACUCCCAAAGUCACUUCUCCUCAACAGGCUCCUCUUGUAGGUUUGGUGGGUGCUCCUCCAAUCCCUCCCCAGCCCGCCAUCACCUCCCAACCUCUAUUGGGAAUGUCUGCUGCCCCACAGCCUCCUGUAGCCAAUGUUCCUCCACUGAGUGCCAUACCUCCUCUAGCUGCUGUCCAACCGAUAGCCAAUGUUGCACCUCUUGCAAACAUUGCACCGAUGCCUAAUAUUCCAUCAAUGCCCACUGUCCCACCCAUGCCCAACAUCGCACCGAUGUCAAGUGUCACACCGGUCCCUGGCGUUCCACCAUUGUCCAGCAUUGCACCUAUGCCCAACAUUGCGCCAAUGCCCAGUGUUCCACCAAUGCCUAGUGUUCCACCAAUGCCAAAUGUCACACCACUAGCCAUGGUUCAUCCUAACACGAUGUCUCAGCCACCUCUUGUACCAGCGGGCGUUACUAGCAUCCCAACCUCAGCAGCUUCUAUUCCAGCUGCAGUUCCACCUGCUUCAAUGGAAUCUCCGCUUGGUUCAAGCAGCCAGGUAAUGGACUGGGCUGUACCUCAUGCUUCUAAGCUUAAGUACACUCAGUUGUUCAACACCACGGACAGAACAAGGUCUGGAUUUCUCAAUGGUGUACAAGCUCGCAACAUCAUGAUGGCUUCUCAACUACCGCAGAAUGUCUUGGCACAGAUCUGGGGUCUGGCGGACAUGGACACUGAUGGACGACUGUCUUGUGAGGAGUUUGUACUGGCUAUGCAUCUUUGUGAUCUAGCAAGAAGUGGGGAGAAGAUUCCAGUACCACUUCCGGCAGAUCUAGUCCCUCCAUCACUGCGACGCCAACGUCAGAACUCCAUCCCCUCCACCGCAGAGAUGGGUGAUCCUCUGGCUGGCAUGUCUGGCGUUACUUUUGAGGACAAAAGGAAAGAAAAUUUUGAAAAGGGACAGGCCGAGUUGGAAAGGAGACGUAAAGCCUUGUUGGAAAUACAAAGAAAAGAACAAGAGGAGAGGGAACGCAAGGAGAGAGAAGAACAAGAGAAGAGGGAAAAAAAUAGGUUGGAACAAGAAAAACGAAGACAACAAGAGCUCGAGAAACAGCUACAGGCUCAAAGAGAACUGGAACAACAGAAGGAGGAGGAGAGAAGAAGAGCACAGGAGCAAAGAGAGGCAGCUAGAAGGGAGAUGGAGAGACAGAGACAGCUGGAGUGGGAGAAACAGAGGAGUCUGGAGCUGCAGGCUCAGAGGCAGAGGGAGCAGGAGAAUGUGCUCAAGAUGAAGGCUAAAAAUCAGAAUCUGAGCAUCGAAUUAUCCCAGCUGAAUGAAAAAGUGAAGGAGUUAUCCACGAAGAUCACAGAAACACGGUCUGGAGUGACAGGUGUGAAGGCUACUAUUGAUGGCAUGAGGACGACCAGAGACACACAAUUGCAGCAGAUGUCAGCUCUAAAAGCUAAGCUAAAGGAGCAUAAUGCAAGGCUUGUAGCUGUUAGCCAGGAAAAGGCCAGGUUGGAGGCCAAGAACAAGCUAAACAUGGCAGCUGAUGCUGCAAGCCAAGAGCAUGCCAAAAUCGCAUUUAACAAUAAACAGAUCACCUUGAAACAGCUGCGAGAUAAGCUACAAGACAUGGAAAAGCAGAUUGAAGUGAAAAUGGAAGACAUAGAGAACAAUAAUUCACAAUUGGGUGAAAUGAAGCAGCAGCUGGUUACUCUUAUUAAAGACUGUGAAGAUUUGUAUGGCACCUACAAUGAAAAAAGGAAUAAGGUUCUAGAAAUGAAGGGCAGCAAAGCUAAAGAAAUCUCUGGAUGGGGAGACGAUGCUUGGAACACUGCCACAUCCGCCUGGCCUGAAGAUAAUUUCACAACCCAAACUGAUGGCUACAAGAGGUAUAGAGCUUUAUACGAAUUCGUUGCUCGGAAUGGAGAUGAACUUUCCUUUCAACCUGGUGAUAUUAUUAUGGUAUCAUUGACCCAGAAUGCAGAGCCAGGCUGGCUGGCCGGGGAAUUACGAGGAGCUUCGGGCUGGUUCCCUGAAGCCUAUGUGGAGUGUAUAGAUCUGGACACUGGUGUCUCUCUCUACCCUGAGGCAGACACUGUACAGAAAACGCAACUUGAGGAGAUAGCAGAAGUGCCAGAGAAUGUAUCAGAUAAUGGGUCGGCAGUGGUAGAAGCAGCUAUGGCCGAGCCUGUACCAGUCGUACCAGUCAUGCCUUCCCUGGUCCUGGGUUUGGGAACUCCUGCCGACCUUACAGUGGUGGCCCUGUAUCCUUUUCCAGCCUCACUGCCAGGUCAACUACCCUUCGGCAAAGGUGAUAUCAUUCGGGUCACUGAGAAUCAGGAUAUCUGGUGGUAUGGGGAAAACAAUGGACAAGAAGGCUGGUUUCCCAAGACUUAUGUCAAACUUUCGACAGAUAAUGUCAACAUCAACAACACAGUUGACACAGGAACAUUGCCCCCCGACCAGCAAGAGUAUUAUGUGGCGCUGUACCCGUACAUGUCGGGCGAGACCGGGGAUCUCAGUUUCAGCCAGGGAGAGGUGGUUUUAGUGAUCAAGAAGGAAGGAGAGUGGUGGACAGGAGUGAUAGCAGACAGAGCUGGAAUAUUCCCGUCAAAUUAUGUCCAGAAGGCUGACACUCAGCCAGUUGUGCAACCUGCGAUAGAAGAACCGGUUGUUGUUCCCCAACCGCAGAAAACUCAGCUAGAAACUCAGCCCCAAGUGGUGAGAGCAGUUACUCCAGAUUUCUCAGCACUGUCUUCACAGUUGGAGUCCGCUAGCAGCGGAGGAGAGGAUAGUGACUCCAAGGGCACAAAAGGGAAGAAGCCUGAGAUUGCCACAGUGAUUGCUCCAUACCAGGCGACCAGUGCGGAACAGCUGAGCUUGCAGAGGGGUCAGCUUAUCAUGAUCAGGAAGAAAACAACGACAGGCUGGUGGGAAGGAGAACUGCAGGCCAAAGGGAAAAAGCGACAAAUUGGGUGGUUCCCUGCGUCAUACGUUAAAACUUUAGGAGCAGGAGGGGGAGGUCGAGGAAUUGGGCGUUCUGGUAGACAAACACCCUCUGCUGAGCCUCUUUCCACAGAAAGGGUGAUAGCCUUGUAUCAAUACAAAGCUCUCAAUGAGGAUGAGCUCAGUUUUGAGAAGGAUGACAUCAUCUCUAUAUUAUCCAAGGAUGAACCUGCCUGGUGGAGAGGGGAACUCAAUGGAGCCACUGGUCUCUUUCCUAGCAACUAUGUCGCCCCUGUCUCCAGCAGCGGGAAGAAGAAAAUUAAGUUGGGUAAAGAAGAGAAGAAACGUCAACAACACAUCAAGGAACUAAUCAUGACGGAGCAGGCUUACAUUGAUGACAUGUCUAUAGUUCACGAUGUGUUUGAGAAACCACUGAGUGAGAGCAAGAUUGUGACUCCGGAGGAGCUCAGCACCAUCUUUGUGAACUGGCAAGACAUAAUAGUGUGCAACUACAUGUUCCUCAGAGCUCUUCGAGUUCGGAGAGAGAUGAGCGAGGGUGGAGUAAUCAGGAUGAUCGGAGACAUACUCUGUGAGAAUCUGCCACGUAUGACAGUGUACGUGCGGUUCUGCAGUUGCCAGUUGACAGCAGCUGCAGUGCUGCAGAAACUGACAGAGGAGAGUGAGGACUUCCGAGGUCUGGUGAGACGUUGUCAGACUGACCCGAGAACCAAGGGCAUGCCCCUCAGCUCUUUCCUCAUCAAACCCAUGCAGCGCAUUACCAAGUAUCCCCUCCUCAUACAGAAGAUCCUGGAAUUCACCCCUCCCGAGCACCCAGACCAUGCUUAUCUCCUGGAGGCACUGGCUAAAGCAGAAGAGUUCUGUAUUCAGGUGAAUGAGGGUGUGAGGGAAAAAGAAAACUCAGAUCGCUUGGAAUGGCUUCAGAGUCAUGUAUCCUGUGAAGGUCUGGAUGAGCGAAUUGUCUUCAACUCACUCACUAACUCUGUAGGCCCUAGGAAGUUCAUUCACUACGGUUCACUCACAAAGACCAAGAGUGGGAAAGAGCUUGUGGGAUUCUUGUUGAAUGACUUCCUCCUGCUGGCUCAACCUUGCCGCCCUCUGAGUCAACCAUUCUCUUUUGAACGUCACUCACACGUCCGCUUCAAGAUAUACAAACAGCCACUGAUGCUGUCAGAAGUGGUGGUUCACACCGGGUCUGAGACUGCGGAGAGUGUGGAGCUGAGGCUGGAACACAUGCGGGCCAUGUUCAGUCUGUCUGCUGCCUCUUCCAGUGACCGCAAUCUUUGGCUGCGCAAGAUUCAACAAGCACAAGAUGAGGUCACACAUAGUGAUAAAUGCAAGUUACAGCGCCAACAGUCAAAACAACAGAGGUUCGGUGCUGUGGGCAGAGUGUUGGUGGUCGUGGUGGAGGGCAGUCGACUGAAGGCCCCUUCCCCGUCUCAUGUUGGAAAGAGGGAGGUGUUCUGUGAAGUGUCGAUGGGAUCUCAAGAACACCGCACACCCCCGGCGAAUGCAACCAUGCAGUUAGACCCUCGCUGGAAUGCCACCAUGCAGUUCCUGGUCAAGGACCUCAACGAGGAUGUCCUGUGUAUUACAGUCCUGGACAGAGGACACUUCACUCCUGAUGAAUUCUUGGGCAGAACAGAAGUCCGUAUCUCAGACAUUCUUCACCUGUCGCAGAACUCCAGAGGGCCAAUUGUAAAGAAUCUACCUCUUCAUGAAGUGGAUUCUGGAGAAGUCACGCUGAAACUUGAUCUGCGACUUUUUGACUCCCAGUAGUGUAUCAGUUAUCCAGUGUUCUUGCCUUGAAAUUUAAAUUUACUGUUCAAUUCUAAUAAGUGUAAAAAUGUGUUGAACAUACAUCAUUCCACCUUUAUAAUGGAAAUCAGAGUACUAGUAUUAAGUUAAAUGAUAUUAUUUAUUUUACAAGUUGUUAAAUAAUUUUUAUUAAUAUCAGUAUAUAUGCUUUUAUUUGAUUGUUUAUUAAAAUAACUAAGAGCA
Homalodisca vitripennis (glassy-winged sharpshooter) is the source of this 5511-nucleotide messenger RNA. It is a transcript of the gene Dap160, whose product is annotated as intersectin-1. Gene Ontology annotation, molecular function: protein binding; guanyl-nucleotide exchange factor activity; calcium ion binding. The record is from RefSeq and is a predicted model, not a curated record. The transcript is spliced from 36 exons. The coding region runs from base 163 to 5289 and encodes 1708 amino acids. Gene Ontology annotation, biological process: positive regulation of Rho protein signal transduction. Lineage: Eukaryota; Metazoa; Arthropoda; Insecta; Hemiptera; Cicadellidae.